UAUAACAAACAACAGAUAACUGUUAAAGCUGCCAAACUUUAAACUUUUAGGUGUGCUUUGAAAUAUUCUGUUUAUCGGACAUCGUAUAAUCAUGAAGCACAAAUUACUUUGGAUUAAAAUUUUUGUCAUUUUACUCUUCGUAAAUGUGCCCUUACAUGGCUCCCAGGUAUCUACUGACGAACGAGGUUUUGUUGGUGAGGAGACUGUACAAGGAGUUCAGGUGCCCCUCACUGCCAUGAAUGUGCUUGACAGCAGCCUCACCAAAGUCUUCUUCCCUGUCGUUUACAUCAUCAUCUUCAUCGUGGGCCUGCCCACCAACGCUAUGGCCAUAUGGGUCUUCCUCUUCAGAACGAAGAAGAAGCACCCAGCGUCCAUCCUAAUGGUCAACCUUGCACUGGCCGAUCUGCUCUUCAUCAUCUGGCUGCCACUGAAGAUUGCCUAUCACUUUAACGGCAAUAACUGGAUCUUUGGUGAACCUCUGUGUAAAGUGUUGGUGGGUUUUUUCUAUGGCAAUAUGUACUGCUCCACCAUCUUCAUAGCAUGUAUCAGUGUGCAGCGCUACUGGGUAAUAGUGCAUCCACUUUCCCAGCAGAAGAGGAAUAACCGGGCAGCAGUGUGUGUGUCGCUAUGUGUGUGGUUCAUCGUCUGGCUCAUCACUGUGCCUCUCUACCUGUAUGAUCAGACUGUUAAUGUAACCAACCUUGGCAUUGUCACCUGCCAUGAUGUCACUCGUCCUAGCCACUCAAGCAUACCUGUUGGGUACUUCCUGACUAUGGGCAUUGUGGGAUAUGUAAUUCCUACUGUCAUAUGUAUCGUAACAUAUGUCUUGAUGUUUCGCUCUCUGAGCAGUUCCAUGACAGAUGCUAGUGUCAGUGAAAAGAGGAAGAAGGCCAUCAUCCUCAUCGUCACCGUGCUUGUGAUGUUCCUGGUGUGUUUCACUCCCAGUAACAUCAUGCUAAUGGUGCAUUACUCUGUAAUGGCUGCCAAAAUUCAGAACAAUGGUUAUGGCUUCUAUAUCGUCAGUCUGUGCCUGUCCAGCCUCAACAGCUGUGUGGACCCCUUUGUGUACUAUUUCAUCUCAGGGGAGUUCAGAGAGCAUGUGAAGAACACACUAAAAUGUCGCAGUGAGCGCACAGCGAAUAGAAUGAAGGUAUCCUUCAGUGCGCUUAAGUUCUCUAAGAAAAGUAAAACCUACACCUCUGACUCCACCAAAGAGAGCAACACCUGCACAUCUAACUCUGCCCUCUACUGAGGGCAAAAUGCACUUUGUUUUUAUACUCUUUAGAAUGACUUACACAGACUAACCAUUCUCAUCCCACAAAGUCUUAUUCUGAAGUUUGAAUAUUGGCCAGAUUAUUCAAUGUAUAUUUAUAUGUGUAAACAUUCAGAUUUCUCCACUGGCUCUCCACUUGAGGUUUAAUGAAACUUUCCAUACUUGUUGCAGUGUAUUGACUAUCAUAAACACUGUGACCACCAAGCCUUUUUUAUAUAGAUUUGUAAAAAGAAGGGCUUGUUGCAAAAGUGUGCAGCAGAUAGCAUAACAUCAACCUCAAAAGGCUUGGUAGUGUUUUGUGUUUUUUUAAAAAGUGAGAAGCUCAAAUGUGGAUGAAUGUAUAAAUGCAUCUAGGAGGGGGUGUUUCAAUUAAUUAAAUCAGACUUCUGCCUAUCACACUUCUGUCACACUCUCUCAAACUUUGAUACAAAAGGUUGUCCUGUCUAUUCAAAUCAGUUAGUAAGCACUAGCUAUACUGAACACUUUUAUUGGGCAUGGUUAUGCCAGAAAGAUGUACUGGCCAGUAAAUAUCAACUUAUCUCAGACAUUCAGAGAAUUCUGUGUGAUAGCUCAUGUCCAGGCCAUUCAAACAACCAAGAGUGCAAAGAGACAGUGUGUGACUAGUAGCCUGACCUAGAAGAAGCAUUUUCUCUCACUGACUGACUAAACACGCAUGUGUGGAGAAGAGUUCACUUAUCCAAGAAGAAUAGCUACUAUGUAGGUUAGCAGUAUGCACCUUGUUAUAUAUAAAGAUUGGAAGAGUGGUGGUUUUCUCCCAUAGUCACAUGACUAUAAAUAAAAAAGUAUAUAUGAUUAUAUCUUCUAUUGUUAGCAUAAGGGAAGUGGUGGGGAGAGUUUAAAUAUUUUACCUACAGCUUUCUGGUUCAUGAUUAUUUUUAUAUCAUGUAUACUGAUAUCAUGUAUACUGAUAUUGAUAUACAAAUGUAUACUUCACACUAAUCAUAACUAGUUUUUGAGUAUGAAGUAUAUAGCAUAUAGUAGUAUGAAGUAUGUAGAAGUAUAUAGUAUAAGAGUCAAAGGUACAAUUAAAAAUCCACAGUCUAUACUUAGAGCCGUUGGAUUUUUGAGUAUGGUGUUGAUGGACACUGUUGUCCUAAAUUGCAGUGUUAAAUGGAAAGGGAAGAAACCUUUAGCCUUUUUCUAGUAAGAAAGCACUGAUGUUUGCUGGUCAUCUUCAGGACUUGGAGCGAUUAGCUAUUGUUAGCUAGCAGGCUCUGAGGCACAUUUCCUAGCUGUGAGGCAACUAUAUGUGAAGUAUUUUUCAGGCAAAAAUCUUACAUUCUAGCAAUUACAAGUCUGACUGCCAUCUCAUUGUUAAAAUACAUAUAUCUCUGAUUGCCACCACAUUCUUAUAUGAUACACAACCUGCACAAGAAAUUCAAGGGCUUCAUGUAUACUAUCUCUUGAUAGCUUUAGCUAUAACACUUACUAAUGUACUUACUAAUCAGCACUGUAUGGUAGCAGCCCAGUAUCUUGAAAACUAGCUGGCCUCUGGGGACUAAGACGGUUUUCUUAGCAGUAAGAAUGCUAUCCACUUUCCUUGAAUUGGAAACACAUCUUUAUUCAAAAUUCAAUCCCAUACCAGUGACUCUUGCAUGAAAUAUUUGUGCUAUGGAUAGUGAUCUGAAAAAAAAGAGGCUUGCUUCAUUGUCGUGUUUGAUUAAAUACAUCAAUAGAGCACCACACUUUUUACAGUGCACUAAUGAAGAGUUUAAAAGUGAGCAAAGCAUUCAGAGUAAUCUCUCAGAGCUUAUAACAAAACUGUGGGUAUAUGAUCAUAAAGAUAUGCACUCUUUUGGUAUUGAUUUCUAAUAAAUGUGACUUUUCUAUUUUAGUGACAUGGAUAAUUUAUUGUUAAAAUGUUCUUAGAAGGAAAAUUAUUUUCUGUAUAAAUCUGUCCUUUAAACACAUUUUACUCUUGCCAUAGACAUAAGAAGUUUGACCAGCAAAAUGGUUGAAACCGGGUUGAUAAUAUUGGUCUCUGCUGAUGGAUAAUUCUAAAAAAUGGAACACACAUCUGCAUAAGAUUUCCUCUUUUAUGCUUCACUGUAACCUUCCAUUGUUGCUUUGACCAUAUAUGAUCUUCCAUUGCUGUUUUUGUCUAUAGAUGGUCUGCUAACACUGCUCAGUCUCUGAACAU
Molecule: messenger RNA, 3434 nt
Organism: Electrophorus electricus (electric eel)
Lineage: Eukaryota; Metazoa; Chordata; Actinopteri; Gymnotiformes; Gymnotidae
Product: proteinase-activated receptor 2-like
Biological process (GO): phospholipase C-activating G protein-coupled receptor signaling pathway; thrombin-activated receptor signaling pathway; positive regulation of Rho protein signal transduction
Cellular component (GO): plasma membrane
Molecular function (GO): thrombin-activated receptor activity
Source: RefSeq, a predicted model, not a curated record